AUGGCCUCCUCCGUUGCUCAAAAGCGUCUCUUCCACGAAUACAAAAACCUCUCCACCAACCCUCCAGAGGGCAUCACCGCCGGGCCGGUCUCGGAAGACGACAUGUUCUACUGGGAAGCCUUGAUCCAGGGACCCGAGGGCACUCCCUUCGAGGGCGGUGUUUUCGCCGCCGAGCUCAAGUUCCCCAAGGACUACCCGCUCAGUCCGCCGACGAUGAAGUUCGUCGGUGGCGGGGUGUGGCAUCCGAAUGUCUAUCCCAAUGGCACGGUCUGCAUCUCCAUCCUCCACCCACCGGGCGACGAUCCGAACCACUACGAACACGCCUCGGAGCGCUGGUCGCCCAUUCAAAGCGUGGAGAAGAUCCUCAUCUCGGUGAUGAGCAUGCUCGCCGAACCGAACGACGAGAGUCCUGCGAAUGUGGAGGCGGCGAAGAUGUGGCGCGAGCGGAGACCCGAAUAUGAGAAGAAGGUGCGCGAUGAGGUGCGCAGGGGGUUGGGGUUGUGA
Penicillium lagena is the source of this 504-nucleotide messenger RNA. Its product is annotated as E2 ubiquitin-conjugating protein UBC7. The record is from RefSeq and is a predicted model, not a curated record. The transcript has 2 exons. The coding region runs from base 1 to 504 and encodes 167 amino acids. Gene Ontology annotation, cellular component: endoplasmic reticulum; cytosol. Lineage: Eukaryota; Fungi; Ascomycota; Eurotiomycetes; Eurotiales; Aspergillaceae.